AAAAUCCAUAAUCAAUAAAAAUAAAGCCCUUCAAAUCCAAAACACAUCAAAAUCAUCUUAUCUCUUUCUUCACACGUCCUCCUUUUUCCUUUCUUAGCCCAAAAUUUAUUAACUCAAAAACAUCUUCCACCAUUAAAGACCUCCACUGAGCUCAGCAGCACAGACCCACAACGACAAAAUACUCAAAUAAAACAAUGGUGUUUUCUCUGUUAUCAUCCUCGCCCCAUUUUUAUUUCCCAAGAAAACCCACAAACCUCAUCCUCCCAAUUCGAUGUUCUGCUGCUUAUUCUGCUGCUUCUUCUUCUUCUUCUUCUUCGUCUCCUUCUCCUCCGGUUUCGACCACCACAUCGGGGUCUUCGGUUCAGUUCGAUUUGAAAACCUAUUGGACCACCCUGAUUGCGGAGAUCAAUCAGAAGCUCGACGAAGCGAUCCCGAUUCGGUAUCCUGAGCGGAUCUAUGAGGCCAUGCGGUAUUCUGUCCUCGACGUGGGAGCCAAGCGUGCCCCGCCGGUCAUGUGCGUCGCUGCUUGCGAGCUUUUUGGAGGAAACCGCCUAGCCGCUUUCCCAACCGCAUGUGCACUCGAAAUGGUACAUGCAGCUUCAUUGAUACAUGAUGAUCUUCCCUGUAUGGACGAUGACCCUUCUCGCCGUGGCAAGCCCUCCAACCACACAAUCUUCGGUGUUGACAUGGCCAUUCUUGCCGGUGACGCACUCUUCCCAUUGGGAUUUCGCCACAUUGUCUCUCACACACCUUCCGACUUAGUGCCAGAGCCGCGCCUUCUCCGUGUAAUCGCUGAGAUUGCUCGUGCAGUUGGCUCAACUGGGAUGGCUGCAGGACAGUUUCUUGACCUGGAAGGCGGCCCCAACUCCAUCGAAUACGUGCAAGAAAAGAAGUUUGGAGAAAUGGGUGAAUUGUCCGCAGUUUGUGGAGGACUACUAGCCGGAGCUGAAGACGAUGAGGUAGAGAGGUUGAGGAGGUAUGGUAGAGCUGUUGGGGUAUUGUAUCAAGUGGUUGAUGAUAUUAUUGAAGAGAAGUCAAAGAGGGAAGAAGAUAGUGAGAGGAAGGGAAAGGGGAAGAACUAUGCAAGAUUGUAUGGGAUUGAGAAGGCAAUGAAGGUAGCAGAGGAGCUUAGAACAAAGGCUAAGAAGGAAUUGGAUGGGUUUGAGGAGUAUGGAGAAACUGCUGUACCACUUUAUAGCUUUGUGGAUUAUGCUGUUGAUAGAGGUUUCAGUGUUGCAAAAUCCAGUUGAUGAAAAAGAGAAAUUUCGAUCAGACUUUGGUAUAAAGCAUUAUAAGAAUGAAGAACAAGUAAGAUCAUUCUUAACUCAUUAUAGAAAAGGCCAACCCUUAAGCCUUAAGUCCUAGUGUUUGUAUUUUCCUCUAAGAUAUAAUUCUAUUUCCCACCAGAAAGAAAGUGAAAAAGAUUAAAAAAAAAAAAAAAAAAAAAAAAAAAAAAAAAAAGGCACCACUUUCCUGUAGAAAUGUGGGAUAUAUGCAAAUUGGGAUUGAGCUUGUUCGAUAUGAAAAGCAAAAUGAAAGAACAAAAUGUUCUAGAUGUGGUAGAAGAAAAUUGAUAAUAGAAGCAGCAAAUUGAAUACCAACAAAUUCUCACUGCUCUUUUGUAUUCUAAUUUUUGUAACGGGCUUGGGUUGUUCGCUUAAUUUACUUUCCUCUGCAUCUAACUUGAAGUCUAUUAUUAGGGGAAAAAAUUAAAUGAAAGAAUUUGUCACUAUCUGGCAAAAAAUAUAUAUAAUAAAAAUUAAGAACAAAAUAAAUAUGUUAUUGUAGUUUUUAACUUUCCA
Ziziphus jujuba (common jujube) is the source of this 1802-nucleotide messenger RNA. RefSeq names its product heterodimeric geranylgeranyl pyrophosphate synthase small subunit, chloroplastic. Lineage: Eukaryota; Viridiplantae; Streptophyta; Magnoliopsida; Rosales; Rhamnaceae. The transcript is spliced from 2 exons. Gene Ontology annotation, molecular function: prenyltransferase activity. Gene Ontology annotation, biological process: isoprenoid biosynthetic process. The record is from RefSeq and is a predicted model, not a curated record. The coding region runs from base 195 to 1250 and encodes 351 amino acids.